AUGCGGCGAGUGAUCAGUCUCAUCGAUAUGGACUGUUUCUACGCACAAGUCGAACAACGCGACCAGCCGUCAUUAUGGGGCAAACCGGUCAUCGUUGUCCAGCAUUCUAGGCAGGGAGUCGAGGGUGGAAUCCUCGCGGUAAGCUACGAAGCGCGGCCGUUUGGAGUGAAAAGAGGCAUGACAGUGUCGGAUGCAAAGCAAAAAUGCCCUCAAAUCACUAUUUGUCACGUACCAAUUGGUGAAUAUGCAGAUAAAGCGGAUAUUCAGAAAUAUCGCGAUGCCAGUGCAGAAGUGUUCCGAGUGCUCAACAACUUCGAUUCCUCAAUUAUCAUAGAAAAAGCGUCGGUUGAUGAGGCGUUUCUCGAUUUAUCCGCGUAUACCUCUCAAAAAUUGGAUGAAAUGAGAGAGAACGGCACGUUGGAGGAGUUUGUGGAGACCGCCCUCUCUCAACUCCCCUCCACCCAUCUCGCAAACGGCCAAGAUUUCGCAGAAAACGACCAUCUCCGAGAGCAAUUUCUGUCAGAAUUCAUUCAAAACUCCUCGUAUUCCGACGAGAAUUUGCUCCUUCUAAUAGCCGCGUGUACUGUAGAAACGAUCAGAAACGAAUUCGUGACGAGACCCAAUUCUACUGCUCGGCCGGUGUUGGGAACAAUAAAAUGA
Messenger RNA from Caenorhabditis remanei, 660 nucleotides. RefSeq lists its product as uncharacterized. Gene Ontology annotation, cellular component: nucleus; site of double-strand break; replication fork. Gene Ontology annotation, biological process: response to radiation; error-prone translesion synthesis. The coding region runs from base 1 to 660 and encodes 219 amino acids. Lineage: Eukaryota; Metazoa; Nematoda; Chromadorea; Rhabditida; Rhabditidae. The transcript has 4 exons. The record is from RefSeq and is a predicted model, not a curated record. Gene Ontology annotation, molecular function: DNA-directed DNA polymerase activity.